CCAAGGGCUAACGCUGAGAGGUGAGUCAGUCACCUUGAGCGGGGCGAGCGCCGUGGGCCGAGCAGGGGCUGCGGGGCAGUGGGAGUGCAGACUGAAACAAUGCAGGCCACCGGGUCGCUACUCAUUUCUCCGGCUCUGGUCCGCUGUUGUACCAGGGGCCUACUCAGGCCUGUGUCUGCCUCCUUCCUGAGCAGGCCAGAGGACUUGCCUAAACAGCCUUCCUGCAGCAGCUCCCCACUCCAGGUCGCCCGGCGGGAAUUCCAGACCAGCGUUGUCUCCCGGGACAUCGACACGGCGGCCAAGUUCAUCGGUGCUGGGGCCGCCACAGUCGGUGUGGCUGGCUCAGGAGCUGGCAUUGGCACAGUGUUCGGCAGCUUGAUCAUUGGCUAUGCCAGGAACCCGUCUCUCAAGCAGCAGCUCUUCUCCUAUGCCAUUCUGGGCUUUGCGCUGUCCGAGGCCAUGGGGCUCUUCUGUUUGAUGGUCGCCUUCCUCAUCCUCUUCGCCAUGUGAGGCUCCAUGGGAGUUGCCGACCUGUUCCUGCUGGUUGGACUCCAUGCCGAUCCUGGUGCUGGAGUGCGCUGAACUUUACCAUUAAACGACGUUUCUCUACACCCACA
Messenger RNA from Lepus europaeus (European hare), 617 nucleotides. It is a transcript of the gene ATP5MC1, whose product is annotated as ATP synthase membrane subunit c locus 1. The transcript has 5 exons. NCBI's taxonomy places the organism in Eukaryota, Metazoa, Chordata, Mammalia, Lagomorpha, Leporidae. Gene Ontology annotation, molecular function: proton transmembrane transporter activity. Bases 100 to 510 code for a protein of 136 amino acids. Gene Ontology annotation, biological process: proton motive force-driven ATP synthesis; proton transmembrane transport. The record is from RefSeq and is a predicted model, not a curated record.